Biomphalaria glabrata is the source of this 4982-nucleotide messenger RNA. RefSeq lists its product as uncharacterized. NCBI's taxonomy places the organism in Eukaryota, Metazoa, Mollusca, Gastropoda, Planorbidae. The transcript is spliced from 31 exons. Bases 138 to 3509 code for a protein of 1123 amino acids. The record is from RefSeq and is a predicted model, not a curated record.
ACCGGAAGUGAAGUUUUUACAUGUAAAUCUAAUGUUUACAAGUUUAUCAUGCUCUUCUUCAAAUCUUGAUUCUUAUAUUCCAACUCGGAUGGAGGGAACAACUGGUGAACCUAUUGAAUCAGAGAUGGGUUAACAUAAUGUUACAGCUUAGGACUUUCCUGACUGCCUUUGUGAUUCUUUGUACCCUGGAAGUGACUUCAGGAGUAGGAACUACGUUUGGUAAACACUUUCUGGUAGCUGCGCCUAAAAUGAGCAAUAUCUACAGCAGCAAAAAUAAGACACCAUCCAUUGUAUUCUUUCUGUUCACAGUGGAGCCAGUAACAUUUGAGGUCAGAUACAAAAUUGAAUGGGCGUUGAGUGAUUUCACACCAAAAAGUCAAAAAGAGGCAUCACUUCAAUUAAAGAUGCAGACGAUCACAAAGUUUGAGUGUAAUUCUGACAGCUGCAAUAACAGGUCUCCUUCAGGGAAGAGGUCCACUUUUAGUUUUAAAGGCCAACAAAACUUUGGCCUGUGCGUUCUGUUCAACGAAAGUCCUCACUCUGGGGCGAUGAUCACUGCCAUCCCAGUGUCAGUCUGGGGCUACGACUACUACGCUGUGACAUUAGACCAGAAUCCUUCCAUUCAAGUUAUAACACAGGUAUCCAAUAUUGUCAUUAUACAUUUAAAAACAGACUAUCCUCAUAGCCUGCACAUAAACUAUAUGGGGAAAAAAUUUAAAAAUGGUGAUCAACUAAAGAUUGAUUUAAACGAAAAUGAAUCCUUUGAUUUCUCCGAGUGCCAUGAUCACAACUAUUAUGGAAGCAUGUCUGGCACCUACAUCCGUGGAGAGGAACCUAUUGGUAUUAUCUCUGGCAGCUGUCGCUCUGGUGUUGAGUUUAUCUACUGUUACGAGGAGAGAAUUGGUGAUGUGAAAUCCUCUGAUAUUUUGACUGAGAUGCUUUUGCCCAUUCAUUCUCUGGGCAGGGAGUUUGUAUUGUUUGCAAUGCCAUCCAGGGGGACAACCAACAUGUUUAUGGUGACUGCAAGAUAUGAUGACACAAAAUUGACAAUCUACUCUGAGAAUACUGGCAAGGAUGAGUACAGGAAAGAGAGCAUUCCUAAGGCUAACAGUACACUCAGGUUGAAUCUCUUGCGGCUGGCCAGUUACAGUUUAAUCACAGAUAAAGCUGUACAAGUGAUUGCUGUUCAGCGGUCACCAUGUUUUAAUACAUCGUCAUUUGUAAUGUACACGUGGGAGGAUCUUGGAGACCCCAGCUUGAGUGUGGUGGUGCCCAACGAGCUUUUCUACUAUGUGUAUAUGUGGGGCACUCCAAAAUUUGGCAUCGGAGUUCAGUUCUUUGUCGCCAUAAUCAUCAGAGUUCAGCACAAGAAGAAAAUUUUUCUCAACGAUCGAAACGUUCCAUUAACAGACUUUAAAUGGGACUCUGUGGGAAGGCGGCACCGGUGGGACAUUGGUGAACUUUCAGUCCACGAUGGCUACAACCAGCUGAAUGUGGAAAAGAACUACUACUUUGGCUGCUAUGUCUAUGCUCUUGGAAAUGACUAUGCCUACAUGAGGCCAGGGGGUGCCAUAGUGGCCCCAUUAUAUGAUCCAGAUUGUAUAAGAACAAUGGCGUCUAUGAAGAUUAACGACCUACUUGAUAAUGAUUGUGAUGGGAAAGUGGAUGAGGAGAAAGAAGACGGCAAAGACAAUGACCAGGACAAUGACGUUGAUGAAGAUCUUGGAAUGGUUGAAGAUGAAGAUGUGGAGAAAUACAGAAAUUCUCGGACAACAACCGCCUUACCAGGGACAGGGUGUCCACCUUUCACAUGGGGAGCAGGAUGCGCCCAAAGCUGUGCUAAUUGUGUGAAAGAUUGUUUAAAAUGGAACGGCACCUGCAGUGGCUGUAAAGGAGGUUUCAGUGACGCUGCUCAUGGCUGUAAUAAAGAGUGUGAAAAAUAUAAGUACGGAAAAGAUUGCACUGGUGAUUGUGCUGCCAAAUGUGAAGGAGUUGACUGUUAUGAGAGAGUUUAUGGAGAAUGCCAAGCAUGUCCUCUCGGCUACUGGGGUGAAGGCUGCAAAGAGACCUGCUUCAACUGUAAAGGCGGCUGUGACACAUCAUAUGGAAAGUGCACCAGCUGCAUAGCAGGAUUCAAAGAUCCACAAACACAUUGUUCUGAUUCUUGUGGUAACUUUGAAUAUGGAGAAGACUGCAAAAGUGAUUGCAAAAACAAAUGUGGGGGAAAAGAUUGUUUUGAGCGUAGAUUUGGAGAGUGUAAAAAAUGUCCUUUAAACAAAUGGGGGCAACAUUGUGCUGAGAGCUGCAUCAACUGUAAAGAUGACUGUGAUAAGAGUUACGGAACCUGCAAAUUCUGCAAAGCUGGGUUUAAGAACCCGAAAAAUGGUUGUAAUGUUUCUUGUGGUGCUAAUGAGUUUGGGGAAGACUGCAAAGGGAAUUGCCAACAGAAAUGUGGAAAAGAUUGUUUCGAGAGAGCCUUUGGUUCAUGCAGUGAAUCAGGGUCUUGGGAAGAAUGGCACUGCAGUCGUAUAUGUUCAGACCGAUUUCAACACCGUAACAGAAUAUGUGCAAAGCCAAAGUCUCCAAUCUGUGAUGAGCAUGCUACAGAAAAGAGAGGUUCAGAUUGUUAUGUCAAAGGUAAAUGUCCAACAGAUUGCCAGCCUUAUACCUGGAAUGUUGAUUGUGUCGGGAGCUGCAAGAACUGCAAGUCGGAGUGUGACAAGUUUAACGGAAGCUGCGACUCAUGUAAAGCUGGGUUCAAGGAUCCCACCAAUGGCUGCAACAAAGGUUGUGAGCAGUUUGAGUAUGGUGAGGAUUGCAAGGGGGACUGCAAAGUCAAGUGUAAAGGAAAAGAUUGCUUCGACAGGAUUAAUGGCACCUGCAUAGUUGAUGGACAAUUAAGUGAGUGGACUGAGUGGAAAUGCAAGAGAGACUGUGAGAGUUCAGAACAUAUACGAGUUAGAUUGUGUAACAACCCUCCCCCUGCCUAUGGUGGUGCUGACUGCAAAGGGGAAACAGAAGAGUUCAAAUCCUUGUCAUGCUUGCCAGGCAUUAUCUGCCCAGAGAAUUGCAAAGAAUUCAGAUGGGGCGUCAACUGCAAUAAUAGCUGUGAAAAUUGCAAGACAGACUGCAAUAAGGUGGAUGGCUCGUGUGCUAAAUGUAAAGCAGGAUUUCAGAAUCCUGUUUAUGGCUGCACAAUGGCUUGCAAGAUUUACCAGUUUGGAGAAGAUUGUCUGGGGGACUGCAGAGUUGAGUGUGCAGGACUUGACUGCAAAGACAGAACUACUGGAAAAUGUCCAUUCAACUUUUGGAAGUAUUUGCCUUUCUUUGUGCCACUGCUUCUAGUGCCUUUGUGUUUGUUCUUGAUUGCAAGAGAAAGAAAAAAACGAGGUAAACAGAUUGAUGGCGAAACAAGUGCAAUUCAGACAGAGAAAUCUGAAAAGUCUGCUUUUACCGGGACAGCCUCCUUAGACUCUUAUUUCAAUGAGCAGAUGUCCCAUUCAACUUAAAAGACGAAAGAAAUAACAGCCAUCUUUGCCUGUAAUGUGUCACACUCAGCAGAGUCGUAAUCGGAGACUAGAACUGUGUCGAGAAUUGUACAGGUUACUGGUAUCUAAGUUAUCAGAUUAUGGCUCUAGUUGCAAUAUAAGUCAGAAAACUCACACCUUAUAGAGCCUGUUAUUUAUUACCUGCACUAUAAUUAUUUCCUUGUCAUUCAUAUCAAGCAUACACACAAUUCUAUAAAACUAUUUUAUAUCGUAUCCUAGCUGAAUAUGACAAGCGGCCUGCCGGCCUUUGUUUUGGUAUUAUUGAUCUACGGGUUUCAGUUUAGAUCUAUGUUAAACAUGGGGGAAUAUUCCCUUCACAUUCUUUUUAUUUUGCAAUAAAAAAAAAAGUAGAGUUUGAAAAUCGGUAAGCUGUCCAGUAGUGGGCUGGACAUACAUACAUCAUACAUACAUACACCUUACUUCCUGCUUUAUAUAUCAGAUAUAUAUAUACAUAUAUUAUGCACAAUGAAAAAAUCAUGGUCAGGUUCUGUUGAAAGUAGUGAUACAUAAAACAAACAAAAAAAUAUCCUUACCAUAAAAAAACACCAAUUUUAAUUUGCAUAGGAGUUAAGAAUAGGUCUCUUGAAACUCUAGGCCAAUGGAGGCAGGCCUUCGCUGGUCUGUUUCAACAAUUCAAGGGGAUGGAAACAUGUCGCACAUUCAAUUCUUGCCACAAUCCUGUAAUCUGUAUUUUUAUUUGUGUAUCGAUGUCGGUAAACUCUAAGUAGGAAGUCGGAUCUCUAUAAAGAAUCUAAGCUUGCCCCGGGACAUCGGUAGUGAUAUCACCGCAUUUCUAGCUAAGAAUUUCAGUUUGUUUAUGAAGUUUCAUUAUUAUCCUGAAAUCAUGGGUCUCAAGAGUAAGCAACUGUAUGUUCUAGUCAUGCUGGAUGGUGCUCAUUUUGUGCUAAGGGAGGCUAUCCAAUCUAAUUAAUUAAAUUAUUAUUUAUCUCCCCUUUUUUUUCUUUGUUAUAUUCAGACUGAAUUCACUCAUGAUAUAGAGAAUCAUAACUCUUUCUCUCCGUAAUUAUUUUUCCGAGUUUUGAAGGAAUCCUUUAUUUUGCUCAUUACUAUUUCACUACCCUGUUAUGAUUAAGCUUCAAUAGCUUUUUUGUUUGUUAUCGGAAAAUGUUGUAUUUGGUAUAAAAUUAAAGGGAAAUGCCUGCUCUUUUUAUGCAAACAAAGUCAAAUUUAAAAAAUUAAACAUUAAUUUAAUGUAAUGGGCUCAAAUCAACGAUGGUAUCCUUGAUUAGGAGAGAAAGAGUUAAGUUAUACUAGUAUCUUUACAAAUUUUUUUUAUAAAUGACUAGUAUAAGAUGGAUAUAUAUAAUAUCAACAGAUAUUUUCCACUAUCACCUCUUUAUUUGGACUGUAAUAAUUUGUUUAAUUAACUGUGAUAUUUUUACAUAUAUAUUUUCUACAAUUUUAAACAUUUGC